Molecule: messenger RNA, 1293 nt
Organism: Raphanus sativus (radish)
Lineage: Eukaryota; Viridiplantae; Streptophyta; Magnoliopsida; Brassicales; Brassicaceae
Product: meiosis-specific protein ASY2-like
Exons: 3
Coding region: 1-1293 (430 amino acids)
Source: RefSeq, a predicted model, not a curated record
AUGGAUCCUCCGAAAGAAGGUUCCGGCGAGACCGGAAUCUCCCCCUCCGGCAAGCGUUUAAUGAAGGUCAAACAGGAGAUCAGUGAGAAAAUGAAAAGAGAUAAGAAGGAAGCUAAAGAUUCAAUCGCGGGGAGGGUCUCCAAGCGGGUGAAGAAGAAGGAUGUUUCUAGAGGGAGCGCCUCUCUGGGACCUCACUCGCCUUCUUCAUUGAAGAUCCAAGAGGUCGUUAACCUCAUGGUUCAAGCUCACGGUCAAAAGGAGUUGGCCAGGGUUUGUUCCUCCGACGAAACCCCCGAAACCACCCCGGAGGGUUGGUUUUGCAUUCAUGAGAAGUAUAUCUCUAAAUGCCACCUCCGGUUUCCGCUUCCAGACCUCCUGUUAGAUCUUCUUGACCAUUACCAACUGGCCCUCUCUCAGCUUUGUCCCUCGGUUAUCCGGGUGAUAAAUGGUUUCAUCACCAGGGCUAAGGAGGAGGGGGUCGCUGUUGGACUGACCGAAUUGAUGAGCCUUUAUACGAUCAAGGAGAGCUCUAGUAAGGAUGGUGGCAGCGGUACCUACUACCAUCCUUGUCGUCCUAGGCUCAGUCUUUUUAAGUCCUCCGGUAGUGAUGAUGAUUGGAGGAAAAAAUAUUUCUACGUCAAGAUUGACCCCACGACAGUUCCAGUGGGUCGUGCUCUCUCAGUUAUUUGGUCCGAUAUAUCUGACAUCGAGGAUCCUCCUAAGCUUACUGAUAAGCUGUCUAGAGCUCUUUUUCGGAAGUUAUAUCAAAGUCCCAAUACUUGGGCGUCUUUUACUAUUUCUCGCAUUGGAUCUGCUAGGUUCCCAGAGCGAUAUAACGCCAGGUUCCUUGACCCAAUUCCAGCUAAAGAUUUAGAAGAAAAGACUCAAGCUCCCAAGAUGAGGCCUUCUUUCCGUACCAGGAGCAAAUCUGCUGCAGCUGCCAGUGCUUCGCGAGGCAGCGACAAGACCCAAGGAGGAGCCUUCCUUAGCUCGCUGAAAGAGGUCCUUGAUGAUGGGUCCUCUGUUCCUGUUAGGGAUGUUAACCCAGUUGAGACCAGAGCUCAAGAUGUUGUUCCUCGUCCUGAGGUCCCACCAGUUGAAGUUAACCCUCAAGCUGCUAGAGAUCCCCUCGAGGUCGAACCUCCGAGAAACAAGAGGUCUCAGACUGAUUUGGGAGAUAGGCCCACCAGGUCUUCCUCCCCGUCUUCGCGGGGAGGGACCGUUGGCUGGAACUUUACCCAUUCUAAGCCGGGAUCAAUCUUAGAUGACCCUUGGGUUUGGCAACCAUCAUGA